AUUUUGAAUCUCAAAAGAUCAUGUAGUCAGGCAGAGACUGUUGCACCCUGACAAUAUGGAGCAUCUUACAUUCCCGGGCGACAGCUGCUUCACCUCUUCCGAGGCUGAAAAGCUCAAGCAAAGAAUCAAUAGACUGGGAACGCAAGUCCGUGAAGUCCAAGGAAUUGGGAUGCACUACACGCACUUGAAGAACCCCGGAAACGAUGCAAUUAAGGCCAAAAUUACCCAGCUUAUUCCAGGAACCGCGGAUGCCAAAAUUCUAGAGAAGCAGCCAGGAAGCUUAUCUGAGAUUUACUAUAUUACACCUCGGAACAUCUCACCAUGGAGCUCCAAAGCCACGAGCAUUGCUCAUGUAUGUGGCCUCAAAACCGAGGUGGAGCGCAUUGAGAGAGGUCGCGCUAUCUUGGUUACCUUCGUCGAGCCAUUCGAAAGCGACGAUAUUCCUUUCAGAGAUGUUCUCUACGAUCGAAUGACAGAGAAAAUCAGCACGACUGAGCCAGAUCUCCAUCAGAUGUUUGCUGAAGGCCAACCAUUUCCUUUGGAGGUCAUCGACCUGUCAGCUGACGGAGCCGAAGCUCUUGAGGUACUGAAGGCGUACAACAAAAAGCGAGGACUUGCUCUCGAUCAACUUGAGAUGGAGUAUCUAGUCCAAGCAUAUAAGCAGGUUGGGAGAUCUCCUUACGAUAUUGAACUUUUUAUGUUUGCACAAGUCAACUCGGAGCAUUGUCGACAUAAGCAAUUCAAUGCCAACUGGACUAUCGAUGGGAUAGGUAUGGGCAAGAGUCUUUUCGAGAUGAUUCGGAAUACCCACAAUGAGAAUCCGAAGUACACUGUGUCGGCGUACAGCGACAAUGCAGCUGUGUUAGAAGGAGAGGUGGCAAGCUUCUGGGCACCUGAUUACUCUACCGGAAGUUGGAGACAGACAAAGGAGAAAGUGCACUUUCUUGCUAAGGUCGAGACUCACAAUCACCCGACGGCUAUUUCUCCCUUCCCUGGAGCAGCAACUGGUUCGGGAGGUGAGAUUAGAGACGAGGGAGCAGUUGGUCGAGGAUCUACUCCGAAAGCAGGACUUUGUGGCUUUUGGGUGUCAGACCUAUUGAUCCCAGACCACAAAGAACCUUGGGAAAUGGAUUUCGGCAAGCCAGCACAUUAUGCCAGCAGUCUGGAUAUCAUGCUCGAAGCGCCAAUAGGUAGUGCGCGGUUCAAUAAUGAAUUCGGUCGCCCGUGUCUUACGGGGUGCUUUCGUACUUUGUUGGCUGAUGUCGAUACUGCUGACGGUCACGAUAUACGUGGGUAUCACAAGCCAAUCAUGAUCGCAGGAGGCGUUGGUACAGUUCGUCCUCAACAUGCUCUCAAGGAUGGACGAGAUGUCAAGGAAGGUGCUCAUGUGAUUGUCCUCGGUGGUCCAGCAAUGCUCAUUGGUCUUGGCGGAGGCGCUGCAUCGAGUAACGCAUCAGGUGAGGGUUCAGUGGAACUAGACUUCGACAGUGUCCAACGUGGAAAUCCUGAGAUGGAACGCAGAGCCCAGAUGGUCAUCAACGCAUGUGUGGCUUUGGGAGAGAACAAUCCGAUUGCCUUUAUCCAUGAUGUAGGUGCUGGAGGACUUUCCAACGCACUUCCUGAACUUGUUAAGGAUGCUGGAUACGGUGGGCAUUUUGAGCUGCGACAAGUCGAGAAUGCUGAUAGAAGCAUGAGCCCUCUGCAAAUUUGGUGUUGUGAAGCCCAAGAGCGAUACGUUAUGAUUGUCAACCAGGAUGGUCUCAACAGAUUCGUUAGCAUUUGCAACCGAGAACGAUGUGGAUUUUCUGAUGUUGGCACUGUUCUGGCGAAGGAUCAAAAUGGUGUCGCGAGGUUGAUUGUCACUGAUCGAGAGUCUACCCAAUAUCCUCGACCGAUCGACGUCCCGAUGUCAACACUCUUCCCUAAAGACAGGCGACUUGAUCGCAUAGUCAAGUCAAGGAAACCUGUUCUGAAGGCUUUCGACGCCCGAAAAUGUCUUGUCGAGAACUACCCUCAGAUUCCUGAGCAUGAUCUGUUGAAGAAGGCCAUAGAACGUGUCUUCAAACUUCCCGCAGUCGGCUCCAAAUCGUUCUUGAUCACCAUCAGCGAUCGGACUGUUGGCGGUAUGACCGUCAGGGAUCAAAUGGUCGGGCCAUGGCAAACUCCUGUUGCUGAUGUUGCAGUUACUGCUACCGCUUUGAAUAUUGGUGACAAGAUCAAGAGUGGUGAAGCUAUGAGUAUGGGCGAGAAAUCCACACUUGCACUCAUCUCCCCCGGUGCUUCUGCAAGAAUGGCCGUAGUAGAAAGUUUGUUGAAUCUUGCUGCAGCACAUAUCCUUCGCGCAAAGGAAGGAGAUCUUGCACGAGUCCGCUUGUCCGCAAAUUGGAUGGCUGCGGUCAACCACCCUGGUGAAGGUGCCGCUCUUUACGAAGCAGUUCAUGCUAUCGGUAUGGACCUGUGUCCCAAACUUGGUAUUAGCAUUCCCGUUGGCAAAGAUUCAACAUCCAUGAAAGCGUCAUGGAAGGAUCAACAAAGUGGCGAAGCCAAGAGUGUCACCGCACCUAUGACUGUCGUUAUUUCCGUAUUUGCUCCUGUUGCAAAUAUCAGAAACACUUGGACGCCUGCUCUACGGAGAACCGAGGAUGUCGGAGAGACCAUUCUCAUGUACGUUGAUCUUGCACAAGGUCACAAAGCAUUAGGUGGAUCUGCAUUGGCACAAACUUUUGGUCAACUCGGAAACCAAGCUCCAGAUGUUAGAGAUCCAGAUUUGAUUCUCGAUUAUUUCGAUGCUAUUUCACAGAUGCACGAGUCUGAUGUUGUACUUGCUUACCACGAUAUCUCAGACGGAGGAAUGAUUACCACCCUCGCAGAGAUGAUGUUCGCAGGUCGAUGCGGAGCUGAAAUCAUGAUUGAUAACUUCACAAAGAGCUCUGCUCUUCCAGAUGUACUGGAUACUCUCUUCAACGAAGAGCUUGGUGCCAUCUUCCAAGUCAGGAAAUCAGACGAGAUCAGAUUCAUCAGCUGUUUUUCAACUUGUGGUCCACCAAAGGGUCUGGUCAGAAAGAUUGGGCGAGUUUCUCAAUCGUCGAAGCAACAGUUGUCCAUUCGUUAUGGCCAGACUUCCAUUUUGCGUAUGGAACGCGCCGAGCUACAACAAUUAUGGUCAACCACUUCCUACCAGAUGCAGCGCAUUCGUGACAACAUCGAGUGUGCAGACGCUGAAUACGAAAAUAUUAAAGAUGACCAUGACCCUGGCCUCCACUACAAACUAACAUUCGAUCCCAAAGAGUCCAUCCUCCCCCUCACAUCCUCAAUCACCUCCGUCUUCGCCAAAGCACCUCGCGUGGCAAUUCUCCGAGAGCAAGGAGUCAACGGCCACGCCGAGAUGGCCUUCGCUUUCAAAGCCGCUGGCUUCGACCCCAUCGACGUCCACAUGACGGAUAUCAUCUCUGGCCGCUCUCUCGCAGACUUCGUCGGCAUUGCAGCCUGCGGCGGCUUUUCAUACGGUGACGUCCUAGGCGCCGGUCAAGGCUGGGCGAAAUCCAUCCUCAUGCACGAAGAGAACGCUCGCCCCGAAUUCCAACGCUUCUUCGCGCGUCCAGAUACCUUUGCUCUGGGAGUUUGCAAUGGUUGUCAAAUGCUAACCAGGAUCGCGGAACUCAUUCCAGGGACUUCGCAUUGGCCGCUCUUCUUGGAGAAUAAGAGCGAGCAGUUCGAGGCUAGAGUAUCCAUGGUCAAGAUCCAAGAUAACUCCAAAUCCCCCUCGGUGUUCUUGCACGGUAUGAAUGGGUCUUCACUCCCUAUCGCAGUCUCGCACGGAGAAGGGCGGGCUUCGUUCAGACAUCAAACCCACAUCGAGGCUAUGAACGCCGAUGGCUUGAUCCCGAUCCGCUACACAGACAACAGGGGAAGCGUCACGACGAGAUAUCCAUUCAACGCCAACGGUAGCCCGGAAGGUAUCGCUGGUGUGCGAAGUCUUGAUGGGAGAGUGCUGGCUAUGAUGCCUCAUCCGGAAAGGACGAUCAUGGUUGAUGUUGGGAGCUAUGUGCCGAAGGAGAAGGUAGAGCAGUGGGGUGAGUUUGGGCCGUGGGUUAGGAUGUUUAGGAGUGCUAGACGCUGGGUUGGCUGAACUUUGAUAUUCGGCCUUUGUAUUUUGAUUAGAUUUCCAUACUUGGGCUGGGUGUUGUUGAGAGAGUGGACAAUUGAUUAUUGCAUCAAAG
Molecule: messenger RNA, 4220 nt
Organism: Mollisia scopiformis
Lineage: Eukaryota; Fungi; Ascomycota; Leotiomycetes; Helotiales; Mollisiaceae
Product: phosphoribosylformylglycinamidin
Exons: 2
Coding region: 56-4129 (1357 amino acids)
Biological process (GO): 'de novo' IMP biosynthetic process
Molecular function (GO): phosphoribosylformylglycinamidine synthase activity
Source: RefSeq, a predicted model, not a curated record